AUGCACCUUAUAGCUGCAAAUUUAUGGACAUGGAUUCGAUACGUGUUGUUGGAGGAAGGAGCUAUGGAAAAAGAGAUCAGGGAAGUAUUCCAUGCGAUAAGCAAUCAAAGUGAAGCAGGAAUGGACACUGGCGCACUCGAAGCCUUUGAACAUCGAGAUAUCGACAGUAGUUGCCAGUCGGUCGAGUGCAUGCUA
This is a messenger RNA of Cooperia oncophora, 195 nucleotides long. Lineage: Eukaryota; Metazoa; Nematoda; Chromadorea; Rhabditida; Trichostrongylidae. The record is from the annotation of a GenBank genome assembly.